AUGGCAAACACUACUGUUGCAGGCGCGCUUUCGAUUCACGGUCAAAAUCCACAGUUUCUAGUCGAAACCGUGAUUAGGAAUCGUAUCUGGGAGUCAGUCUUUUGGAAAGAGCACUGUUUUGCGCUUACGGCUGAAACGCUCAUCGACAAAGCUAUCGAGCUCAAGUUUAUUGGCGGCGUCUAUGGAAACCAACGGCCGACCGAAUUCCUCUGUCUUCUUCUAAAAUUACUCCAAAUUCAACCGGAGAAAGAAAUUCUGGUUGAAUAUCUGCGUGCAGACGAGUUCAAGUAUCUUCGUGCCCUGGCAGCAUUCUACAUCCGGAUGACAUUCCGAGCUGUCGACGUCUAUGAGUUGUUGGAACCUUUACUGAAAGACUAUCGCAAGUUGCGGUAUCGGAAUAUGGCGGGCUACUCGUUAACAUACAUCGACGAAUUCGUUGACCAGCUGCUCACUGAAGAACGCGUCUGCGACAUCAUACUUCCCAGAAUGACCAAACGCGGUAUUCUGGAGGAGAACGGUGAAAUAGGCCCUCGUCAGAGCAGAUUGCUGGACGCGUUAGAAGGAAAGAGCGAGCACGGGAGUUAUCGCAGUCGGAGCGAAAGCAGAAGCCGUAGUCGAAGUCGCACACCACAGUCAGAUGCUGGCUCUCGCUUCGUUUCUCGCUCACCGUCUCGCUCAAGGUCGCCUUCCCUGCCGAGAUUUCGCUCACGAAGUCGUAGCAUCUCGCCUGAUCGUAUGGAGCUUGAGUAG
This is a messenger RNA of Mycena indigotica, 750 nucleotides long. RefSeq lists its product as uncharacterized. The transcript is spliced from 4 exons. Bases 1 to 750 code for a protein of 249 amino acids. Gene Ontology annotation, cellular component: precatalytic spliceosome. The record is from RefSeq and is a predicted model, not a curated record. Lineage: Eukaryota; Fungi; Basidiomycota; Agaricomycetes; Agaricales; Mycenaceae.